CGCGAGAUCUCGCGAGAGGGAGGACGGGAAAUCUCGCGAGAGGAAGGGGCUGUUAGGGGACCCGGAGGGAGCGCGGGCCCAGCCUGGGAAUCGCGACAGGAACCGCGACAGGGACCGGGAAAGAGACCGGGAGGGACACCGGGAACGGCACCGGGUCACAGACUGACAGCCGGGAGCGGCGCACGGACAGGAACAGGCCCCGGCGGAGCCAGGCCGGGUCGCGGCCUCAGAGCGAGCGGAGCCUGAGGGACCCCCCCUCAGCCCCUUUGAAGCCCCCCUAGACCUCCCAGGACCCCCAGCCAUGUCGGACAGCGACGACAGCAACUUCUCGGAGGACGAGAGCGAGCGGAGCAGCGAGGGCGAGGAGGGCGAGGAAGGCGAGGCCGAGGAGCAGCGCGGGGGCAGCGGGAAGGAGGAGGAGGAGGGGGAGGAGAUUGAAGCCUCCAACAUCGACAACGUGGUGCUGGACGAGGAUCGUUCUGGGGCCCGGCGGCUCCAGAACCUCUGGAGGGACCAGCGGGAGGAGGAGUUGGGCGAGUAUUACAUGAAGAAAUACGCCAAGUCCUCGGUGGGGGAGACGGUUUAUGGGGGCUCGGAUGAACUGUCGGACGACAUCACCCAACAGCAGCUGCUGCCCGGGGUCAAAGACCCCAAUCUCUGGACUGUCAAGUGCAAGGUGGGUGCUGAGCCCCCACCCCAAAACCCAAAUCCCCGGUUUUCUAAGGACUGGUUUGCCAAACGCAAGAAGUUCAAGCGGCCGCCCCAGAGACUCUUCGACGCCGAGAAAAUCCGGUCCCUGGGGGGGGACGUGGCCUCCGACGGCGACUUCCUGAUCUUCGAGGGCAACCGGUACAGCAGGAAGGGCUUCCUGUUCAAGAGCUUCGCCAUGUCGGCCGUGAUCACGGAGGGGGUGAAGCCCACCCUGUCCGAGCUGGAGAAGUUCGAGGACCAGCCCGAGGGCAUCGACCUGGAGGUGGUGACUGAGAGCACAGGGAAGGAGCGGGAGCACAACUUCCAGCCUGGGGACAACGUGGAGGUGUGCGAGGGGGAGCUCAUCAACCUGCAGGGCAAGAUCCUGAGCGUGGACGGCAACAAAAUCACCAUCAUGCCCAAGCACGAGGACCUCAAGGACAUGCUGGAGUUCCCGGCCCAGGAGCUCAGGAAGUAUUUUCGGAUGGGCGACCACGUGAAGGUGAUCGCGGGGAGGUUCGAGGGCGACACGGGGCUGAUCGUGAGGGUGGAGGAGAACUUCGUCAUCCUCUUCUCUGACCUCACCAUGCACGAGCCCCCCCAGGUGCUGAACAUGUACGGGAAGGUGGUGACAGUGCGGCACCAGGCCGUCACCAGGAAGAAGGACAAUCGCUUCGCCGUCGCCCUGGACUCGGAGCAGAACAACAUCCACGUCAAGGACAUCGUCAAAGUCAUCGAUGGCCCCCACUCCGGCCGCGAGGGUGAGAUCCGACACCUUUUCCGCGGCUUCGCGUUCCUGCACUGCAAGAAGCUGGUGGAGAACGGGGGGAUGUUCGUGUGCAAGACCCGCCACCUGGUGCUGGCCGGGGGCUCCAAGCCCCGGGACGUCACCAACUUCACGGUGUGCGGCUUCACCCCCAUGUCCCCCCGCAUCAGCAGCCCGAUGCACCCCAGCGGGGCUGGCCAGCGGGGGGGCUUUGGGGCCGGCGGGAUGAGCCGCGGGCGGGGCCGGCGCGACAACGACCUCAUCGGGCAGACGGUGCGGAUCUCGCAGGGGCCCUACAAAGGGUACAUCGGGGUGGUGAAGGACGCCACGGAGUCCACGGCCCGCGUGGAGCUGCACUCGACCUGCCAGACCAUCUCCGUGGACAGGCAGCGCCUCACCACCGUGGGGUCCCGGCGCCCCGGGGGGCUCACGUCGGCCUACGGGAGGACCCCCAUGUACGGCUCCCAGACCCCCAUGUACGGCUCGGGGUCCAGGACCCCCAUGUACGGCUCCCAGACCCCCAUGUACGGCUCGGGGUCC
Messenger RNA from Lepidothrix coronata (blue-crowned manakin), 1996 nucleotides. RefSeq names its product SPT5 homolog, DSIF elongation factor subunit (gene SUPT5H). The annotation marks the transcript as partial. Lineage: Eukaryota; Metazoa; Chordata; Aves; Passeriformes; Pipridae. Gene Ontology annotation, molecular function: mRNA binding. Gene Ontology annotation, cellular component: DSIF complex. Gene Ontology annotation, biological process: transcription elongation by RNA polymerase II; regulation of transcription by RNA polymerase II; regulation of DNA-templated transcription elongation. The transcript has 19 exons. The record is from RefSeq and is a predicted model, not a curated record.